AUGGGUGCGAGGCAUGGACACUGCUGGCUGAGUCAGAAAGACAAAUUCAGACUUAGGAAGUUGCUCCGCAUCUCAUACUUGGAGCACAAGACCAAUGAGUUUGUUAGGAACAAGGCCGAGAGUCUUGUUGGUCCCCAGGAACCUCUUCUUGCCACCAUGAAGCGACGGAAGCUUAAGUGGUUCGGCCACGUCACGCGACAUAACAGUCUUUGCCAGACUAUCAUGCAGGGCACUGUCGAGGGAGGACGAAGGCGAGGGCGACAACGGAAGAGCUGGGUAGACAACGUAAAGGAAUGGACAAACAUGAAUAUGUCAGAACUCCUAGUGCAGGCCGCUGACAGAACAGCAUGGAGGAGGACUUUAGCUUCUUCUGCCCCCGGGUCCCCCCAACGACGGCAACAGUCAAGGGAAACGUAA
Molecule: messenger RNA, 417 nt
Organism: Patiria miniata (bat star)
Lineage: Eukaryota; Metazoa; Echinodermata; Asteroidea; Valvatida; Asterinidae
Exons: 1
Coding region: 1-417 (138 amino acids)
Source: RefSeq, a predicted model, not a curated record